GUGUGUGUGUGUGUGUGUGUGUGUGUGUGUGUGUGUGUGUGUGUGUGUGUGUGUGGAGAAAAGCAAAGCAGUUGUUUCCGAUGAAAAAAUAAAUACAUAAAACAGUUAGAAAUGGGCAACGUAGACAUAUUUUGCUCAGAUAAAGGGAACUGCUAGCCACAGACUCCACAGAGGAAAAUAAAGGAGAUUUUAUAAAAAUGUGUUCACGGCGCUUCUGAAUAUCUCAUUUGGGGAUGUGACCAGGCAGGUGUAAACAGGUCUCUUUGGAUUGGGGAUGUGACCAGGCAGGUGUAAACAGGUCUCUUUGGAUACCAGUAUUUGUUGCAGUGCUGCCACAUCCUGCAAUGGCUGCAAACAGCCCCCCGGUGCCCCUGAAGAAGUUCUGCCCGCUGUACUACCUGCUGAAUGCCAUCCCAGCCAAGGUGCAGAAAGGGUUCCGCUCAGUGCUGGUGUACCUGACCGCUCUGGAUGCAGCAGUGGGCAGCAGUAUUGGGAUGCUCUAUCUGUACUGCAGGAGGCUGAACCAGAUGAAGAAAUACAACCUGGAGGGGAAGUCGGAAUCCAUUACCACGGUGAAACUGUUGAGCUGCUUCGAUGAUCUAGUGGCUGUUGGCACAGCUUCGGGCAGAGUGGUGCUCUUCCAGCUGGUCUGCCCUUUGCCUGGGAGAAACAAACAGCUGCGGCGCUUUGAUGUGGUCGGCCUUCACAAAAGCACCGUGACUGCUCUAGCUUGGAGUGCUAAUGGAAUGAAAUUAUUCUCUGGGGAUGACAAAGGCAAAAUUGUCUAUUCUUCUCUGGAUCUGGACCAGGGUGUUUGUAACCCCAGUGUGCUGCUGGAGGAGCAGUCUGCUGUAGUGCAGCUGGACUACAGUCAGAAAGUGCUGCUGGUGUCGACCUGCCAGCGCUGUCUGCUUUUCUACACAGAACACAACGCAGUCCAGCAGAUCGGAACCAAGCCCAGGAAAAGCAGUGGCAGAUUCGGGGCCUGUUUCCACCCCUGCCUGUGCAAGCAGAGUGAGAGCCAGAGGCAGCUGGGGCAGGUGUUCUGCUUCCUCAGGGAGGGCUGGCUGCUCAGCUGGAAUGAGUACAGUGUGUACCUGGUGGAUUCAGGGAGCCAGACUGUUAUUGGGGGUUUGGAAGGAUCUGGCGACAUUGUGUCUGUCUCGUGCACAGAGCAUGAGAUCUUUCUGUUGAAGGGAGACCGCGAUAUCAUAAGGAUUUCAAACCGUCCGGAAGGACUGCCAUCAACAGAUUCAGCUUCGAGACUAAACAGUCCUCUCGCUACAAUCCCGUCCAUACUGACACCAACAGGGCCCGUGGAGACCGCCCAGCAGAUCAGAACAAUGUCAAUCAUUUCAGAAUUUGGGGACAAAAGGACAGACGUGCUGCUGCUGGCACGGGACGACCAGGAGCCUGCAGUGCUGUGGCACAGGCCGCCGGAGUCCCAGGCCGGCGAUCCGAUAGGAAUUGUGACGGAGCCGAGUACCGAACUGGGGCAGAAAGGGAGCCCGGUCACCAGCGAGACCAGGAGCCGCAGCAGCUCUGUCAACUCCUGGGACAGUGCGGUGGGGCUGGGGGCCACUGUGGACCACACAGCCUCCGAAGUGUCUGCGGACAGUCCCCACUCCUCUGCACGGUUCAGCGCCAUCAGCGUGGAGGAAUUCGCCCAGGAGCUGGUGGUCAAGUCCAUCAAAGUGAAGAAGAAGAACAAGAAGAAGAGGAGGCAAGACAGUGGAAACCAGAUGUCUGAAAACAGCUGGUCUGACGGGGUGUUCGUUCCAGAGAGCGACGGCCCCAGCACCCUGGCGUGUGACUUCCUGUCGGACAGGACCAGCCUCCUGGGCAGCAGCCUGGACCUGCAGAGCACGGACUCCCCGGACAGAGUGAGCCUGGUGCAGGAGGACAACUGCUCCGACGUGUUCAGCGUGCUUCAGUCUCCAGAGCUCGUCUCCAUCGCCCCAAACAAAGAGCUCGACACAGACCUGCUCAGUGCUGCUGAACUUCAACAUGCUGGACCGAGAGAGCGCUUCGUACCCGUUUCACCUCCUGCCUCGUUUACACCCCUGGAAUCAAGGGAUGCUCAGACCGAAACCCCCACAUGUUUACAGUCAGAAGACCACAAGCUGCUUCAAAGUGGUCAAGAACGCCCUGCUGACAGCGCUGUUCCAGAUCUUCAGAAUCACAUGCAAAAUUGGGAAAGUGUUGCUCGUAACCAGACUGCCUCCGAAUGUUACAGCUGGAGCUCACAGUCUGCUGAGGACAGCAAGCCCAGGGAGGUGGGUACUGCAUCAGCAGAGCCUACAAACAGACAGUCAUCCAGUUCAGAGGGGCCACUGUUUCCCUCAACGCACGCUCCCUUUGCAGGAGAGGAAGCUGAACCCCCGAACAGGUCCGACAGUCAGGAGAUGUAUCCAGAGGACUUGGUGAAUCUGAGCGAUGCAAUGAAUGAUGCCACUGAAUGUGAAUCGGUCCGUUAUGUGAGAACUGAGACGUGUAAUCAGGAGCCAGUGUCGCUCUCAAGCGAUGACGAAGAUAUCUACGGCCACGGAAUGUCGCAUUCUUGCUCGAAGACCAGUAUGGCUGAUGGCGUCUCUGGUACAAGUCAUCCUGAAGACCAAAUGAAAUCCAGUCUAGAUGAUUCAAGCCUUUUCAGAUCUGAUCAGUUUGCAGAGAGUUGGAUGGGCUACUCUGGCCCUGGCUAUGGAAUCCUGAGCCUGGUGGUCUCGGAGAAGUAUAUCUGGUGUCUGGAUUUCAAAGGGGGUCUCUACUGCAGCGCCUUGCCCAGUGCAGGACUGCGGUGGCAGAAAUAUGAGGACAUUGUCCAGCAGGUGGCAGUAUCUCCUUCAGGUGCGCUGCUUUGGAAGAUUGAGCUGAAAACCAACAAGGCGUUCGCUUGUGCAAAAGUAACAAUAAAGGGAAAAAGACACUGGUACGAGGCCCUGCCUCAGGCAGCCUUCAUAGCCUUGAGUGACGACACCGCCUGGAUCAUUCGGACCAAUGGAGACCGGUACCUCCAGACAGGGCUGAGUAUCGAGCGUCCGUGUGCCCGAACGGUGAAGGUGGACUGCCCCUGCCCUCUGUCCCAGAUCGCCUCCAGAGACAAUGUGGUGUGGGCCCUGACCGAGCAGAGAGCUGUGUUCUGUAGAGAAGGGCUCAGCAGCUUCUGCACGGAGGGGGAGCGGUGGAAGUACGACGCAGUCAGUGAAAGACAGGGACUGGAACCUGUGUGCAUUUCUCUGGGAGACCACCACACCGCCUGGGCUCUGGACACCAAUGGGAAUCUCUGGUUCAGGACCGGAGUCACUCCAAAGAAACCUCAAGGGGAGGACGAUCACUGGUGGCAGGUGAGCAUCACAGAUUACGUGGUGUUCGAUCAGAGCAGCCUCUUCCAGACGAUAAUCCACGCCUCGCACACCCUGGCAAGUGCCGCCCAGGCACCAGUGGAGAAGGUAGCUGAUAAACUGCGAGUGGUGUUCUGGACACAGCAGCCUCAGUGCCAGCCCAGCCUCAUCAGCGUCAACACUGGUGGGGUCUGGAUCACCUCUGGGAAGAAUGUCUCCCGUGAGAGGUUUAAACGCGAGGGCUGUGCGCAGCGUGAGAGGUUUAAACGCGAGGGCUGUGCGCAGCGUGAGAGGUUUAAACGUGAGAGGUUUGAGGGCUGUGCGCAGCGUGAGAGGUUUAAACGCGAGGGCUGUGCGCAGCGUGAGAGGUUUAAACGCGAGGGCUGUGCGCAGCGUGAGAGGUUUAAACGCGAGGGCUGUGCGCAGCGUGAGAGGUUUAAACGCGAGGGCUGUGCGCAGCGUGAGAGGUUUAAACGCGAGGGCUGUGCGCAGCGUGAGAGGUUUAAACGCGAGGGCUGUGCGCAGCGUGAGAGGUUUAAACGCGAGGGCUGUGCGCAGCCCAUGCUUUUAGAAGAGGUGCAUGAAUUAGUCGUCUCUCAGCCUGCCUUCUCUGCCAUUCUGUUAUUGAGGUCUAAUAGGACGGCUGACCUGAAUGGAGAAUAUCAGGAGAGCCGUGAGCAGCCAGUUGGGAUGCACCUGGUGAGUGUUCACACCAGUCCCAAUGACAAAAUGUUGUGGGCCGUUGACAGUAAAGGGAAUGUCCACGUGCGGACUGGAAUCACAGAGGACGUGCCUGUGGGGACUGACUGGGAGCACAUACCAGGGCUGCAGGCAGGAGAGCUGACGGUGAGCAGUAGGACAGUUUGGGUGCGUUGUCCUAAUGGCGAUGUUGCUCGGCGAUACGGCAUUACCGAUAAAAACCCAGCCGGAGAUUACUGGAAGAAAGUCCCUGGAUGUGUUGCUUGUUUGACAGUGACUCCUCUGGAUGAGCUGUGGGCCAUCAGCCAGUCAGGGGGUCUGAUUCAGCGCCUCACCAAGACCUUCCGGCAUGACAGCACUUCAGCAAAGCCCAGCGGCAGUGCAGUGUCCGUUCAGUCCGAGGACUUGGAGGAGGAAUGGGAAGUCAUAUAGAGAUGACAGGAGAAGCACUCUCUGAGGAACUUUGAACAAACGUGUUUAUACUGUAUAGUUAACACAUGACUUUGCCUAUUACCUGUAUUAAUACAUGUAUAAAUUAUACUGACCUUUUUAUAAAUUCCGUUCUACCUUUUAAUAGCCGUGUGUGCUGUUUCAUGAGGGCAGUCUGUUGAUGGUUCACAGUGCAUUCAUUGUAUAGUAAUCGCUAUCCAGUUGAGUAAUUGCACUAGUUAUUUUAUCGACUCACUAGACACUGUAAAGGUAACCCAGAUGUUUCUCAGCGUUGCUCGCCUUUGCUGUGUAUUUCCGUACUUUGGCACCGAUCUGCUUCCAUGUUCAUUUUAGAUUAUUUUCUAUUCAGGUCCUGGGAGCUUGCAGGGAAUGUACAGAGUGCAUCUUAAAAGCACUGUUUCGAAAGCCAGCCCUGUAAUCAGUUGAAGGUAACUUGCGUCAGAACUGUAUUAGGGUUUGUUUAAUGAUGGUUUUUGUUUUUCAUUUUAAUAAAUAAUGUGCAAACUU
Polyodon spathula (Mississippi paddlefish) is the source of this 4997-nucleotide messenger RNA. RefSeq names its product tectonin beta-propeller repeat-containing protein 2-like. The record is from RefSeq and is a predicted model, not a curated record. Lineage: Eukaryota; Metazoa; Chordata; Actinopteri; Acipenseriformes; Polyodontidae. Gene Ontology annotation, molecular function: protein binding.